Molecule: messenger RNA, 2073 nt
Organism: Nerophis lumbriciformis (worm pipefish)
Lineage: Eukaryota; Metazoa; Chordata; Actinopteri; Syngnathiformes; Syngnathidae
Biological process (GO): regulation of gene expression
Cellular component (GO): nucleus
Source: RefSeq, a predicted model, not a curated record
CGUUCAACGACACAUUUCGCACAGAAACAAAUUAUUCUUUACAUUUUUGUGUGAGGGAAAUGUCUAAUCCGCGUCGUUUAGAAGCGUAGCUAGCUGCUAAGAAAGAGACAAAGCGGAAGUGAUCGACGCGUCGCUAAGUGUGCGUGUAAAGUGUUGUGAUUGUGUGAAAAUGUGCAAAGUAGAAAUGCUGAGAGUGUUGGUGAAGCAGCGACUAACUGCUGCUGUGGAAGAAAUAUUUGUAGUGUUAGAAAGAACGAUAGCAGAAUACGAGGAGGAACUUUCUAGAACAAAAGAGGAGAACGAGCGACAACGUCAACUACUGGACGCUCUUUUCAACAAACAUCAACAAACAGGGGUCCGUGAAGAACAUCUGGCUCCUGAGCAGCAGGUGUGGGGCUUCACGGUGGAUCAGGAGGAAACACAGCCCCCCCACAUUAAAGAGGAGCAUCUUGAAAGAUCGCUGGAGUUCUCGGCGACCGGCGUCACGGUGAAGAGUGAAGAAGACGAGGUGAAAGGUGAAAGUGAGGAGACUCAACACAUGACAAGAGAAGGAUCACAAGCAGACUUAGCUGCACUACCAGAGAGCGACGAGACGACGUCUCACUCUGCUGACACUGAUGAUGAUGAUGAUGAUGAUGAUGAUGAAGCCGCUCAGACACGUCGCGCCGACAACACUCGCUUUAAAUGUUCCUUCUGUGACAAAACCUUUUAUGACGGCAGCACUCUGAGAAGACACGCCAGGAUACACACCGGAGAAAAACCCUUUGUGUGCUCAGUGUGCGGCCAAGGGUUCUCCAGGAAGGACCACUUGAUCGCCCACACGAGGACACACACCGGCGAGAGACCCUUCUCCUGUUCGCUCUGCAACUCGCGCUUCGGCUUCCAUUCGGCGCUGUCCCAGCACAUGAAGGUCCACUACGGCGAGAGACACCCGUGCGGCGAGUGCGGCAAAGCGUUCAGGACCAAGUCCACCUUGACGAAACACCUGAGGCGUCACGCGCCGGACUCACACUUUGUCGCUCGGAAGAGAAACCUGCCGGGGGAGAAGACGUUUUCCUGCUCCGUCUGCGACGCCACUUUUUGUUACCGCUCCGGUUUGUGUAAACACUUGAAGAAACACGCGUCCGACUCCAGCCUGAGAGGAGGGGAUCCUUGGUGAUGCAGAGACCCUAUUCCUGCAUCCGCUGAUGAAGGCUGCUCCUCACCAUCAUCUGCUCUCCUUCCACCACACGGUCUGGAGACGGAUGGAGCUCCCUCCCCAUGUCCAGCGCAUGCCAGCGUUCUGAGGAAGGGUCUGUGUCACGUUCAAACACCGAGGACAUCUAUUAAACAAGACAAAAGGCAAGGAAUCAAACAGAGACAGAAUUCAAUUUGGACUCAAUAUUGAGGAGAGACAUGGCCACUGCACUCUCUGUACAGUCCUGCACCACGCUCUGACGAAGAAGGUUUUUGUCUCCUCAUUUAUUCAGAUGUUCAAUGUUCACGCACCGACACAUGUCACAGCAGGAAUGGGAAGUAUGUAAAACAGUCAUCGUUUUCGGUCUCAUUGAAGUCCAAGAAGAGGAUUUCUCGGGCUUGGGCUCUUCCUGGAUCCAGCUGGGGCAGGUGUUGGAGGACAAUGGAUAACCCCUCCCGUCUCCUGACCACAGGGACUUUAGAGGGCAGCGGGUCGUAAAUAGCGUUGACCUCGGUCACCAAAUAGUUGGAAGAGAGUUUGUGAAAUAUUUCAAAGAGAGUUCGUUUAACACUUCAAAGAGAGUUCCUCUGGAAGUUGAGCAGAUCCUGCCAUCUGUCCGUGUUGAAAUCACAGUGGCGUUUCACGAGCCUUCGUCCUCUUGUCAGGCCUCGAAAGACAGCGUUCAUAAUACAACGUUUCUUUUGUGAUAACUUACAAACAAUUAUUCCAACAGUCUGCUCGAGACCACGGGAGCCUGGGAGCCAGAUCUGACCCACCACGUCAUUUUAAGGUGGUCUGUUUAAAUAUAUUCGACUUUGCAUUUGGACAGAACAAAAGACAGACACACUAGAAGCAAUUUCAUAUUUUUUUAAACUUGAUCUAAUAUUACAUUCCAA